AUGUCGUCCAUUUUUCCUUCCAGUCCCACCAUUCAAAUCGGCCAUGGCGUGUCAUCAAACUACUUCGACGCACGCAUCAGGCUCACAUCGAGAUAUGACCUAGACGAACUAGUGCGAGACAUCAAGGCUCAUCUGGGGGAGACUGGGGGAAUUUCCUCAUCGGAUGUGGACGAGGAGUAUUUGAUCUCUCUUGCUCAGAAGUAUGCAUCUCAGCCCAGUGACUGGGCGAAGUACUUCUACAACGACACAAGCAAGAACUAUACACGCAAUGCCAUUGAAAACAUCAACCGAAAAGCCAACAUCCUCCUCCUCGUGUGGAAUCCCGGCAAGGGCUCCCCGAUCCACGACCACGCCAACGCCCACUGCAUCAUGAAGAUCCUCGCCGGCGAGCUCGAGGAAACAGUCUACCACAUGCCAGACCAGGACGCAGAGACCAAAGCGCCUUUGGAGAUCAAGUCCCAGAAAGUCUAUCGUUCGAAUGAAGUGACUUAUAUCUCCGAUGACAUCGGACUGCACCGCGUGCGAAAUCCAAGCAACAACAAGUAUCUGACCCUUACCAGUGUAUACCCCCCAAAUGCAGCAGACUAUGGGUUCAACAUCUUCGAUGAGAAGACCGGCAAGGCUAGCUUUGUGCCGCAGGCUCGGUCUGUUGGUCAUUCCGAGGGAGGGGCAGAAUAA
Penicillium riverlandense is the source of this 678-nucleotide messenger RNA. RefSeq lists its product as uncharacterized. The coding region runs from base 1 to 678 and encodes 225 amino acids. The record is from RefSeq and is a predicted model, not a curated record. NCBI's taxonomy places the organism in Eukaryota, Fungi, Ascomycota, Eurotiomycetes, Eurotiales, Aspergillaceae. Gene Ontology annotation, molecular function: cysteine dioxygenase activity; ferrous iron binding. Gene Ontology annotation, biological process: L-cysteine catabolic process. The transcript has 3 exons.